AUGACUACUGCUCAGGUCCCCCCGAACUUCGUGAGCGGCCACUUCUGGAUGGGUGGCAAAGGAGCUGCCAGCAGCGGCCCCAAUGGCAGUACCAGCCAGGAUGCCGAUACGCCGAAAGCUCUACCUCCCAAUAUGAACCAAGAUUCAUUCGCGAAGUUUGCGAAGAAGAUAACCUCCAUCAUCGGAGACGAGAACUUCCAGGUUAUCACACCGUCAAUGGACUUGGAGAACUACGAGGAUGACGAUUUCGGCCGUAACUGUCGCACACAUGACUACUACCGCUCCUUCGACGACGAGACUGAGCUCGUUGGGUCUUCGUUGUGCCACCCGCGAAACGUUCAGGACAUUCAGGCUAUUCUAGCUGCAUGCAAUGAGUACAAGAUGCCACUUUGGCCCAUUAGCACUGGAAGAAACCUCGCAUAUGGCGGUUCGGCUCCACGUGUUCCGGGCUCCCUUGUCAUGGUUCUCAGCACUCACAUGAAUCGCAUCCUACACGUGGAUACCACGGCAUGCGUCUGCAUCGUCGAGCCUGGUGUCACCUUCAUGCAGAUGAGCGAGUAUCUUCGCGAGCACGACUUGCUGGACAGGAUCCGUGUUGACUCUUCGGGACUGGGCUGGGGGUCCAUGAUUGGCAACGCGUUGGACCGCGGUGGUGGUGCUUCCCUGUACGGUGAUCGCUGGGGAAAGCACAGUGGCAUGGAGGUUGUGCUACCCACUGGUGAAGUUGUCCGCAUGGGUAUGGGCGCUAUCCAAGAUCCAGAGGGACGCAAGCAGGCCGCAGAGGGCGUUCACCCAGCCGAUCAAAAGCUCAACGAGUGCUUCGCUCUGUUCCCAUAUGGAUGGGGCCCCAUGAACGACGGCCUCUUUUCCCAAGGCAACAGUGGCAUCGUCACGAAGAUGGGAUUCUGGUUGAUGCCUGCUCCCCAAGGAAUGACUCCGUUCUCCGUUACUUUCGAGAAGGAGUCGGAUUUGAAGGCACUUGUCGACGCCAUUCAGCCCCUUGACUUAAAUGGAACACUUCAAAGCUCGGUCAGCUUACGCAACCUCACCCUCGAGGCCGCCCACUACGGCCCGCGAUCGAGUUACACCAAUGCCUCACACAAAGAGAUCAUCCCCGAGGAGGACUUCGAGAAGAUGGCCAAGAAACUCAACACCGGCCGGUGGCGCUACAUUGGUGCUGUCUUCGGUUCAGACAAGGUCCGCGAGGCUCUCAUCGACGACAUCAAGCGCGAGAUGACCAAGGUUCCCGGCAGCAAGUGGGCCACCCUCGACGAGAACCCCGACGAGCAGAACUUGGUCCGCGUGCGUGCUACCUACCUGCAGGGUAUCUCUUCUAUGGGAGAGUUUGCCUGGAUGAAGCAGUGGCUACCUAACUGCUCGGUCAUCAUGGUUGCUGCCAUCUCCAGGCUGGAAGGUUCCGCCGUUUGGGAUCAGUAUUCGCGCGCCAAGGAGUUGUUUGCCAAGGCUGGUAUUGACUACAUUAGCCAUUAUGUUGCAUACUUCCGUACCAUGCACAACGUGUGCAUCAUUCCCUACGACCGCAAGGACAAGGACAUGCGUGGCCGGGCCCAGUGGCUGGCACGAACUCUUCUGAAGGAAUGGAAGGAGAACGGAUGGAGUGUCUUCAGGACUCACGUGGGACUCAUGGAUCAAGUUGCGGAUGCGUACGACUUCAAUAAGGGUGCGCUGUGGAAGAUGCAUGAACAAAUUCAUGACACCAUCGAUCCCAAUGGCAUCUUGGCUCCGGGAAGAGGAGGCGUCUGGCCGAGCUCGUACAACAAGGACGAGUGGGUUAUGGGCAAGAAGUACAUCGGCUAG
Molecule: messenger RNA, 1818 nt
Organism: Colletotrichum karsti
Lineage: Eukaryota; Fungi; Ascomycota; Sordariomycetes; Glomerellales; Glomerellaceae
Product: putative alpha methylacyl-CoA racemase
Exons: 4
Coding region: 1-1818 (605 amino acids)
Biological process (GO): lactate catabolic process
Cellular component (GO): mitochondrion
Molecular function (GO): D-lactate dehydrogenase (NAD+) activity; D-lactate dehydrogenase (cytochrome) activity; FAD binding
Source: RefSeq, a predicted model, not a curated record